This is a messenger RNA of Coregonus sp. 'balchen', 11195 nucleotides long. NCBI's taxonomy places the organism in Eukaryota, Metazoa, Chordata, Actinopteri, Salmoniformes, Salmonidae. The record is from the annotation of a GenBank genome assembly.
GAGGGGGAGUUGCAUUAAUAUAAAAAAAAAGUUGACAGCGCAACAAUCAUGCAGUGAAGCUCAACACUAAACCCAAGCAAGGGAUGAGAAGAGAAGAGAGGAAACGACACAAUCACACAAUCCUGAAGGUACCGUAUGGCUCUAAGGGACACGUCUUGAGUGUACAAGGUCUUGAGUGACAUGCUUGCCUGCCAGGGGCUCUCAGGCCAGGGGAGAGGGGCAUGGUGAUUGUCUAUCAGGAGUGGUGGAGUGGCAGGGAGCCGUCUGUCCAUUAGGAUGAUCGUAUCAGUGGUAAGGCCCCCACUGGGGUGCAGAAUGAUGCCCAAAUAAGGUAUGAGGGGAGGCCAUUUCAAGUUAGAGAUAACAUGUGCUGGGCCAUUUGCUAAAGGGGACUCAGGUCAGAGGGAGACAUAGUGAAAAUGGUAAGAAGAGUAACAGUUUUUCAUAGAAUGUUAUCUUUUCUGUAAUUUGUUUAUCAUUUUUAGGAAAUGUGGUACAUCGCUCAUGCUGACUUAAAAUUUGAGUCAUGGUGUGAAUAUAUUUAUUUUGAUGAAUUCACAAUGAAUGGAAACCUUGUCAAAAUGAUCAUGUUUUAGCUGGCAUUUUUCUUGACUUGUUUCCUUUGAGUGGUUGUAAAGUUAAACAAUCUACCAGGAACAGGGUUAUAUUUGGUAACACAUUGCUAUUCUUCCAGAUUUAGAAUGGGCUGCAAUUUGUUUUAAAGUUAAUUAAUGUGUUAUUAAGUAUAUAUAGCUACUGUACAUGUUCAAUGUAUAGUGUUAGAAGAGUAAUGGAAUAUUCCAGAAACAUGUUCUGUUUACUUUGUAAGUACCAGUCAUUAAUUGGCUUUGAUGUUCAAGAAGUCAAACCCGAAACCUGAAAAAAAAAAUCCAACUGAAUUCUAACCAAUAUGUUUAGCGUUUUGAGCUACAACUUCUCCUCUCCUCACCAGAUGGGUGAGAUGGCAGAUCCAAUCCAGUUCAAAGAAGAGGGGAACAAGCAUUUCCAAGCCGGUGAGGUGGAUAAGGCCAUCGAGUGUUACACUAAAGCCAUCAAGUUGUCCACGGACAAAAAGGUUCUCGCCGUUGUCUACAGGAACAGAUCAGCCUGUUUCCUGAAAAAGGUAAACACCUCACCUAAACCACAGGCAAAAACGGAAUAGUUCUAUUAUUAUUAAUAAUUAUCCCUGGGUGUGAUUUCCUGAUCCUCUGAUGUUUUUGAACGCCCUUUGUUUCCUUUUCAGGAAAGCUACACCAAUGCAGCCUCCGAUGCCUCCAAAGGUACGGUACAGUCUACUAAAUGUUUAGUACAUAAACAAGAAUCAAAACACAGCCAAUUACGUUUUUUUUGCCAUGCUCAUUGCUCACUGUCACAUAACAUAACAUGACAAAUAAUGGAUUAUCCUCAUGCCACAGUGAUAUUUUCACUUCAACCUAGACACUUGUAUACUUCUCUGCUCUCCAACAGCCAUUGACGUAGAUGCAGCAGACGUCAAAGCCCUGUUCCGGCGCUGCCAGGCUCUGGAGAAGCUGGGCAAGUUGGACAUGGCCUUCAAAGACGUCCAGAGGUGUUCCACCAUCGAGCCCAAAAACAAGACCUUCCUGGAGACCCUCAGGAGGCUGGGGGCUGAGAUCCAAGCCAAGGUUUGCUACCCACUGGACAGUUUAGAUACGAUCCAUUGGUUUACUUAUAGAUGACUAUGUGAUUAUAAUAUUUUAUUGACUUAUGAACUAGACAUAAAAAACACAAAUUAUAGUACUUAUCUGGGACUUACAGUUGAAGUCGGAAGUUUAUAUACACCUUAGCCAAAUACAUUUAAACUCAGUUUUUCACAAUUCCUGACAUUUAAUCCUAGUAAAAAUACCCUGUCUUAGGUCAGUUAGGAUCACCACUUUAUUUUAAGAAUGUGAAAUGUCAGAAUAAUAGUAGAGAGAAUGAUUAUUUCAGCUUUUAUUUAUUUCACCACAUUCCCAGUGGGUCAAAAGUUUACAUACACUCAAUUAUUUUUUGGUAGCAUUGCCUUUAAAUUCUUUAACUUGGGUCAAACGCCUUCCACAAGCUUCCCACAGUAAGUUGGGUGAAUUUUGGCCCAUUCCUCCUGACAGAGCUGGUGUAACUGGGUCAGGUUUGUAGGCCUCCUUGCUCGCACACGUUUUUUCAGUUCUGCCCACACAUUUUCUAUAGGAUUGAGGUCAGGGCUUUGUGAUGGCCAUUCCAAUACCUUGACUUUGUUUUCCUUAAGCCAUUUUGCCACAACUUUGGAAGUAUGCUUGGGGUCAUUGUCCAUUUGGAAGACCCAUUUGCGACCAAGCUUUAAUUUCCUGACUGAUGUCUUGAGAUGUUGCUUCAAUAUAUCCACAUAAUUUUCCUUCCUCAUGAUGCCAUCUAUUUUGUGAAGUGCACCAGUCCCUCCUGCAGCAAAGCACCCCCACAGCAUGAUGCUGCCACCCUCGCGCUUCACGGUUGGGAUGGUGUUCUUCGGCUUGCAAUCUACCCCCUUUUUCCUCCAAACAUAACGAUGGUCAUUAUGGCCAAACAGUUCUAUUUUUGUUUCAUCAGACCAGAGGACAUUUCUCCAAAAAGUACGAUCUUUGUCCCCAUGUGCAGUUGUAAACCGUAUUCUGGCUUUUUUAUGGCGGUUUUGGAGCAGUGGCUUCUUCCUUGCUGAGCGGCCUUUCAGGUUAUGUCGAUAUAGGACUCGUUUUACUGUGGAUAUAGAUACUUUUGCACCUGUUUCCUCCAGCAGCUUCACAAGGUCCUUUGCUGUUGUUCUGGAAUUGAUUUGCACUUUUCGCACCGAAGUACAUUCAUCUCUAGGAGAUAGAACACGUCUCCUUCCUGAGCGGUAUGACGGCUGCGUGGUCCCAUGGUGUUUAUACUUGCGUACUAUUGUUUGUACAGAUGAACGUGGUACCUUCAGGCAUUUGGAAAUUGCUCCCAAGGAUGAACCAGACUUGUGGAGGUCUACAAUGUUUAUUCUGAGGUCUUGGCUGAUUUCUUUUCAUUUUCCCAUGAUGUCAAGCAAAGAGGCACUGAGUUUGAAGUUAGGCCUUGAAAUACAUCCCCAGGUACACCUCCAAUUGACUCAAAUGAUGUCAAUUAGCCUAUCAGAAGCUUCUAAAGCCAUGACAUCAUUUUCUGGAAUUUUCCGAACUGUUUAAAGGCACAGUCAACUUAGUGUAUGUAAACUUCUAACCCACUGGAAUUGUGAUACAGUGAAUUAUAAGUGAAAUAAUCUGUCUGUAAACAAUUGUUGGAAAAAAUUACUUGUGUCAUGCACAAAGUAGAUGUCCUAGCCGACUUGCCAAAACUAUAGUUUGUUAACAAGACAUUUGUGGAUUGGUUGAAAAACAAGUUUUAAUGACUCCAACCUAAGUGUAUGGAAACUUCCAACUUCAACUGUAUCUCUCUCGCUCUCUGUCUACAGCUGAAGACAACCUUCUCCACAGACUCACGGGUUCAGAACAUGUUUGACAUUCUGCUUGAUGAGGAGAUGGACAAGGACAAGAAGGAGAAGGUUUGUAUGACACCAUAGUAGAGAUCAGUUCCAUUGAUUCAACUUACUGUAAUAAGCAUAAUGCUGUGGUCUUUAAUUUUUUACAGUCUGAUAUCAAAUGCAAUGUGUGUAACUUUAAUGGCAAUAUGAAUAAUAUUUUCUUCCCAUGUAGGCUGCUAACAACCUGGUGGUUCUGGCCAGAGAAGAAGCUGGCGCAGAGAGAAUCUUCCAGAACAACGGAGUGCCUCUGCUGCUGGAUUUGCUUGAGACCGGAAAAGUAGAGAUGGUCCUGGCCGCUAUCCGCACCUUCGCAGGAAUGUGCACUGGACACAAAGCUCGGGUGAGGGGCAGGGGAAGACAUAGAGGUGCAUAAGAGGUUCUGUGAGAAGGGGAUAAAAGGGGAACCUCAAGUACUUCUGAUCCUCACAAUUUCUGGUCCUUCCAGACAGAUAUGGAUCAUUUUCAAAGUUGCUAUUGUAAUGUCUAGCCAUAGUCCCCUUUUGUACACUCAGUUGACCUGUAUGUUUGUCUCUGAACAGGCCAUGGCCAUUAUCCACCUGGUGGGCAUAGACAAGUUGUGCAGCAUCAUGGCCGUCGACAACGAGGACAUCGCCUUGGCAACCUGUGACCUGUUCCAGUGCAUCAACGACUCCCUCACUGGAGGAGACCGGAGGAUUUAUGGGAAGGAGGAAGCCCUGAUUUUGGGUGAGACAUCCACUCACAUUCCUGCAUUCCUAACCUGUUUCAGUUAAAGCCCUACAUUUAUAUACAUUCAUGUAGUGCUUUUUACCUAACUUGAAUUGCCUCUGAAUAGCAUCAAUCAGCUAUAUAAACAGAUUUUGAAGGUCUCAUCAUUCUAAUCUUGUUUGUGUUUUAUAAACGCUUAAUACAACUGGUCUGACACUUUCUCUGCUCCCCUGCAGAUGCAAGCAAGGACUUGAAAAGCAUCCUGAUGGCCCUGCUGGAGAUGGUUGCCAGUAAGAAGGUUUCAGGACACGGCAGAGACCAGGCCCUGAACCUGCUGAGCAGGAACGUGCCUCGCAAGGACAAGAAAGACCCUGACCACUCCAAGAGCCUCUUUACUAUCGACCACGGUGAGUGGUUAACUGUAGCUUUGACCAUGAUCUGUGACACUAAGUAGGCCUAUGAUAUAGUUCUACACUGUUUAUGUCAGUUGUGGGCUUAUGUCUUGUUCUUGAGAAAAACAUUAUUUUAUGGUUUGUAUUAAAUAUGGAGUACUGAGAGUAUUAACUUAAUGUAGGAAAGUUGCCAUUCAUAUUGCUUUGUGAACCCCCCCCCCCCCCACCCCCAACCCCCAACCCCCACCAGGUCUGAAGAAGAUCCUGAAGGUGUGUGGCCAGAUACCUGACCUCCCAGACCAGCUGCCCAUGACAGAGAACACUCAGCUCAUCGCCAGCGUGCUGCUCGACAAGCUCUGGGACGACUUGCGCUGCGACCCCGAGAGAGACAACUAUAGGGAAGUCUGUGACGAGUACAUCAAGUGAGUUACACAUUAGUAACAUAACAGCAACAUACGAGUAGCAUAUCUAAUGAGAAUAACAUCAUAGAGACAUUAAGAGAUAUCUGUGAUGCACGCAUACAUCAUGAGUAAUGUUACAACAGGGGAAGUAUCUAACAGCACUAUAGAGUUGACAGUGAGGAUGAGUACUAAAUUAACUGACUGUAACAUUUAUCCCUGACCUCCUCCCUCCUCCCUCAUCUAUCCUUAACCCUGCUCCACCUGACCAUGACCCGUUCCACAGAGGCAAGUUUGACCCCAACGAUAUGGACAGGAACAUCCACGCCAUCAAUGCUCUGUCAGGACUGCUGCAGGGCCCCUUCGAGGUGGGCAACCAGCUGGUGGGUCGCCAGGGCAUCAUGGAGAUGAUGGUGGCGCUGUGCGGCUCCGAGCGUGAGGUGGACCAGAUGGUUGCCGUGGAAGCACUGAUCCACUCCUCGACCAAGAUGAGCCGCGCCUCAUUCAUCAUCACCAACGGCGUGUCGCUGCUCAAAGACAUCUACAAGAAGACGAAGAACGAUAAGAUCAAAAUCCGUGCGCUGGUGGUGAGCGAGCUUUAAAUUUCCAUACUAUGGAAAGAUGGAAUAGAAUGGACAUUUUGAUAGUUCUUCAUGUUUGAAAACAUUACAGGGACUCUUCAGAUUGAUCUAACUGUAACUUUCCUUACAAGUUAAUGAACUCAAUAUUGUGUGUGUGUCCCUUUCCCCAGGGUCUGUGUAAGCUGGGCUCAGCAGGUGGAGAUGACUAUAGUAUGAGGCAGUUUGCUGAAGGCUCCACUGAGAAACUGGCCAAGCAAUGUAGGAAGUGAGUGGUUUUGUGGCUGGUAGCUCUGACGAUGUAGCUGCUGUUGUGUAACCUUUUGGUGUUAAUACUCUGAGGUAUUAAUUGACCUACAGUCUAUCACAGGCUCUUUUUCAAAAGUAUUAUGGACUACAAAUAUCAGGAGUAAUAGAUUGUGUACAGAGCUGUACCCUUAUGUUUGAGCUGCAAAGACAUCAUUAUAUUCCCUCAGAGGGAUUUUGAAAUAGUUUCCCAUGAUCAUAAUCUCAAGAUGAAGGAUCAUUUUCUGUUAGCCUUGUUCCCUGUUAACACUCUUCCUGUGUGUGUCAGGUGGUUGUGUAACUCUGCCAUGGACACGAGGACCAGGAAGUGGGCUAUAGAAGGUCUGGCCUACUUGACCCAAGACGCUGACGUAAAGGAUGACUUUGUUGAGGACGAGCCUGCCAUGAAAGCCAUGUUUGACCUGGCCAAGGUAGGUACUGUACUAUUGAAGACAGAGGAUAGACACAACUCAUAGCGCAUAACAUGAGCAUAGUGGCAUUAAAGUGUGCAUAUGUGACCUGGAGGAGAGUAUUAAUCUUCCCUCUUCCCUGUGACACAGUCUAAAGAUAAGACCAUCCUGUAUGCUGUGGCCUGUACCCUGGUCAACUGCACCAACAGCUAUGAGAAGAAAGACAUCAUGCCUGAGCUGGUUCAGCUGGCCAAGUUCUCCAAGCAGCACGUCCCCGAGCAGCACCCCAAGGUAAGAUAAGACAAAGACACAGGCCUCCCUCUGUCUGUCCGGUGGGCAGAACUCUACAACAAGUCAUCCUUAUGUCAGGACAGAACAGAACUAGUCACUCUAAUGUCAUUAAGCACUGUAAACUAAACUAGUAUAAAGGAUAUAUAAAUGUGACUAUGCUGCUCUCUACUGUAAGCAAAGUUAUAUAUUUUUUAUUGUGAGGCCCUAGGUACUGUAUAUUAACUGAGGGAGAUGCUGACUAUACACACACUUCUCUGCCCUUAGGACAAGAAAGAUUUCAUCCAGAAGAGAGUGAAGAGGAUGCUAAAGGGAGGAGUCAUCUCAGCUCUCACUGUCAUGGUGAAAGCAGACAACCUUCUCCUGACUGACCAGACCAAAGAGAUGCUGGCAAGGUGAGCAACCUGGGACUGUACUAGGCUCGAGCAUUUAGCUAUGUCACAGACAUUCUUAUAAACUAGUAUACCAAACAUUAGGAACAACUUCCUAAUAUUGAGUUGCACCUCCUUUUGCACUCAGAACAGCUUCAGUUCGUCGGGGCAUGGAUUCUACAAGGCGUCGAAAGCGUUCCACAGGGAUGCUGGCCCAUGUUCACUCCAAUGCUUCCCACAGUUGUCAAGUUGACUGGAUGUCCUUUGGGUGGUGGACCAUUCUUGAUACACACAGGAAACUGUCGAGUGUGAAAAACCCAGCAGCGUUGCAGUUCUUGACACAAACUGGUGCGUCUGGCACCUACUACCAUACCCCGUUCAAAGGCACUUAAAUAUUUUGUCUUGCCCAUUCAACUUCCGGAUGACACACAUACACAAUCCAUGUCUCAAUUGUCUCAAGGCUUAAAAAUCCUUAUUUAACGUGUCUCCUCCCCUUCAUCUACACUGAUUGAAGUGGAUUUAACAAGUGACAUCAAUAAGGAAUCAUAGCUUUCACCUGGAUUCACCUGGUCAGUCUAUGUCAUGGAAAGAGCAGGUAUUCUUUAUGUUUUGUAUACUCGGUGUAUAUGCAUAUGCACUGAUGUAUGUAUGUAUGUAUGUAUGUGUGUAACUGAUAGAUGCUACUGAAUGUGAAUGGAAUAUAUAAAAAUGGAAAUGUAAUAAUGAAUGUAUUUGGAUGUAGGCCUAGAGUAAUGAGUCUCUCUGUUUCUCUGUGUUGUGUCAGCAGGACCUUUUUUGGUUCUAUUGUUCUUAUUUUAAAUAUGUGUAGUUCAGUCCUUGAGCUGUUCUUGUCUAUUGAUGUUCUGUAUUAUGUCAUGUUUUGUGUUUUGUGUGGACCCCAGGAAGAGUAGCUGCUGCUUCAGCAACAGCUGAUGGGGAUCCUAAUAAAAUACUAAUAGUUAUCCAGUCAGUACAUGCAAUUAGCAAUACUGCAGAACAAAUUUCAUUCAAAUAAUUGGUAUUUGCUUUGAUUUGCAGGGUGUUCCUUGCCUUGGCAGAUGAUCCCAAAGACCGUGGCACUAUUUGCGCCCAUGGAGGGGGCAAGGUGAGUGACAGACACAACACAAGAUUCUCCAUUCUAAUAUAAUCUAUAACGCAGUCUAAAUGUACAUUUGAUUUAUUACUUUUAUUUAACCAGUAGUUUUCAGACUAUUGAGAAAACGUUAUCUUUUCAAGACAUCUAUGAGGUGUCAUAGUUAAAACUAAACUGUGGUUCGAGCUUGGAACAGUCAAGUGGUGUCUGGCCACCAUAGUCACAUGUAGGCUAGAGCAGGGUUAGACAACCCUGGUCCUGGAGUGCCGCAGGCAUUUCAUGUUUUUGAUUUAACCAAGCUGGAAGACCAGGUGUGUUGAAUUUAGUCUGAUAAAUUUGCUCAGUUGGUCUGGUGUGGUGCCUAGUUGGGGCAAUAUCCUGCAGUACUCUAGGAACAGGGUUGAUGGCCCCUGGGCUAGAGUAUGUUGUAAUGUCACAGUAAAAGUUGAAGCGUGUGUGUGGGUCUGUGUCUGAACCACUGAUCUCUUGCUGUGUGAUCCCCAGGCUUUGAUCCCAUUGGCUCUGGAGGGAUCAGCUAUAGGGAAAAUAAGGGCCGCCCACGCCCUGGCCAAGAUCGCUGCUGUCUCCAACCCAGAGAUCGCUUUCCCCGGAGAGAGGGUAGGAACCUGUCUGACCACUUCCUGUUACGUGGGAGAAAGGGUGUGGGCUGGUUUGGGAAAGGGAAUUGACUCAUACAUAUUUUAGCUGUCUUGCAUUCAGUAAAACACAUACUUUUUCAACUCAUCUUUAUUCUUCUUUCUCUGUCCUUCCUAUCCUUUCUUACUAUGUCCCUCUCUUUCGGCUUCCUGUUUUACCCUCCCUCCCUCCUCCACCAUGCCUUGUCAUCUCUCUCUCUGACAGAUCUAUGAGGUGGUGCGUCCUCUGGUCAGCCUGUUGCACCCUGAGAGAGAUGGGGUGCAGAACUACGAGGCACUUCUGAGUCUCACCAACUUGGCUGGUCUCAACGACAAACUGAGGUAAGGUCUGUUAGUUUACCAACCACACCACAGUAUGUAUGUAUAACCCAACAAAACACCAGAGACUAUUACAGAUUAAUUAGACAAUUCAACAAUCAAUAUAAGGUAAUAGAGAGGUGUGAGAGGAUAAGUGUGUUUAUUCAUAUGGCACUAAACAGGAAACAACUAUGGACUAAGAUAUGCUCUGGGGACUUUCCGGAGUUCAUUUAGUUUUUUUCACUGUUGCUGCCAAACCGUUUUGAGUGGAGGAGAUGAGAUGGUUGCCUGAUUCAUUAACUCUUUCCUCCCAUCCUCCACGGCUCCAGAGUGAAGAUCCUGAAAGAGAAGGCUCUCCCUGAGAUUGAGCAGUACAUGUUUGAAGACCAUGACCAUAUCAGACAGGCAGCCACAGAGUGCAUGUGCAACCUGGUGACGUGCAAAGAGGUAAGAGGGCACCCCAUCACUCUUAGGGAACAAUGUCAUCACUUAGUGUGUGUGUAUGUAACAAACUUGUCACCCAGUGUAACGUCAUCAUUGUGUGUGGUGUAUUCCAGGUGCAGGAUCGGUACCUGGAGGAUGGGAAUGAUAGGCUGAAGCUGCUGGUGCUGAUGUGUGUUGAGGACAAUGAAAAGCUCCAGAGAGCUGCAGCCGGAGGCCUGGCCAUGCUCACCGCUGCCCAGAAGAAGUUGUGCACCAAGAUGACCCUGGUGGUACGUCUGUCCGGUUGCAUUCACACUACACUCACUUUGGUGUGACCCAAGGGCAGUUCCUGUACAAAGAUCCUAAUUUAAUCACCACACUGAAUCAUCUCGAUACUAAUUAUAGUUAUAUAUUACCAAAUUAAUGUAUAAUCACAACAGGGAAUGUAGUUAUAUAUUACCUAAUCAAUAACCUGUCUCCUCCCCUUCAUCGACACUGAUUGAAGUGGAUUUAACAAGUGACAUCUAUAAGGGAUCAUAGCCUUCAAGAGCAGGUGUUCCUAAUAUUUUGUACACUCAGUGUAUAUUACCUAAUUAAUAUGUUUAAUCAUUAUGAGACCUCAGCCACGUCAUCACUUGUCAGAUGUAAAGCGCUUGUAAUCAUUUGACUGACAGACCAAUCUUUUCUCGGUUCUCGCCACAGACAUUGCAGUGGAUGGAGAUCCUUCAGAGGCUGAUUCUCCAUGAUCAGCCCCAGAUCCAGCACAGAGGCCUUGUGAUCGUGUACAACAUGCUGAACUCGGAAGACAACGAGCUGGCCAAGAAGCUGAUGGAGAGUGAGAUCCUGGAGAUCCUGACAGUAAUUGGCAAAGCAAUGGACAACCCCAAGAGGCAGAUUGUAAUCGAUGUGGCACGCACCUGCCUGGUCAAGGCCAUGGACCUCGGCCUCAUCAAACCCUUCACAACCCCUUCUUAAAGCAUUGUUUCUCAACCUUUUUGUAGUACCAGGGACUGGCAUGCAAUGGUCCUACUCCCUCAAAGGCGCAACCCAAGUUAUUUUGUCCCUUGUGGCAAUGAGAGGAAAUACAAAGCCAAUCAACCAGAAACAAAUCACACACACAUACAGAAAUAAGAACAUGUAUGCCAAUUCUGUUCUAGUCCAAUGAGUGCACGUUUCCCCUCUUAUUUGGCGGGUACACUUGCAGAUGCCCAUACCCCCUCACUACCCUAAGUCCUCCCAAAAUGUCAGGCUGACACUUGUCACAGGACAUUGAAUUUACAGAUUGUACCUUUAAAUGAAAACUACAACUUGAGAGCUAAUUACAGUAACUUGCUUAUGGACUGAUGAGAUACAUCCCACAGAUCGAGGUCCAGAGAUUUAAGGUUGAGACACUCUUAAGUGUAGGCCUAUGGACAGAGAGCCAAGGAGAUAGGACUGAUGAUCCACCUGAGCAGCUAAAGCUGGGUCUGCUCUCCUGAAUUCAGAGACCAUACAAAUACAUUUUCUGAGUUUUUAGUAAGCUAAGCAAAGUGUAUUUGUGUGGAUGAGAGGUGUUUGUUUAAUGUAAUUUUACACUUAAGGAUAAGGAUUUGAUUUUUUGUCAAAUACGCUGUUCGAUUCUUGACUCUGCAUCCAUUUUUAGGGUCGUCACUAGAUAACACAGGUAAGUGAUAAUGCCCGAGAAGCCGGUGUUUGUUGGAUAUAUUGACACGGGUGUUCUUAGGCCCAAGAUGAAGUCGAGGGCUGACAAACCGUGCCAAUAUAUAUAUACACCGGCUAAGAGGGCAUUAUCACUUUUAUACAAGGGGUUACCAACAUAUU